Aspergillus uvarum CBS 121591 is the source of this 515-nucleotide messenger RNA. RefSeq lists its product as uncharacterized. The record is from RefSeq and is a predicted model, not a curated record. Lineage: Eukaryota; Fungi; Ascomycota; Eurotiomycetes; Eurotiales; Aspergillaceae. Bases 62 to 235 code for a protein of 57 amino acids. The transcript has a single exon.
CCCAGCUCUUCCGUCGAAAUCUGAAAUUUUUCUUCACUUCUGUCCAUACCUCAGCUGCAACAUGCCCUCCCUCCAAUCUAUCGUGCUGGGCCUGGCCACCACAGGCCUCGUCCACGCGGACAGCCACCGCACUCUCGGGGCGGACUAUAUUAUCGACGUGCAUUCCCAUGUCAUCCCGCCCAUCUGGAAAGAAGCCCUAAUCUCCGCCGGAUACCCCCUCCAAAACGGCACCUGAUACGUAGACAACUUCCCCGUCCCCGACUGGACCCUGGACUCCCAUCUGUCGACCAUGGACGCACGAGGCAUCAACCUUUCAACCGUCAGCGUCACAGCCCCGGGCGUCGCCUUUCUCCGCCACGAUGCCCCUGCCGCCGGCCUCCCCUCGAUGGAGUUCAUGGGUGGGCUGAGCGUGGCAGAGUCGGUUGCUCAGCGGGCGGGGUAUUACUUCGAGACGGCGUCGGCCACGUCGGCGGUGCAGCUGGCGGCGCUGAAGAGUUUUCUGGGCACGGGGAGGA